This is a messenger RNA of Amaranthus tricolor (Joseph's coat), 2621 nucleotides long. Its product is annotated as dolichyl-diphosphooligosaccharide--protein glycosyltransferase subunit STT3B. The record is from RefSeq and is a predicted model, not a curated record. The coding region runs from base 115 to 2334 and encodes 739 amino acids. The transcript is spliced from 6 exons. Gene Ontology annotation, molecular function: oligosaccharyl transferase activity. Gene Ontology annotation, cellular component: membrane. NCBI's taxonomy places the organism in Eukaryota, Viridiplantae, Streptophyta, Magnoliopsida, Caryophyllales, Amaranthaceae.
UUAUUUUCCAAUAACCCCAAAGAAAGUCAAAAGUCAAGUGUACUCCAUUAAUCUCCCCAAUUUAACUGAAAAAUCCUCAAUUCCAAUUGCCCAGAUCAAAAUCUCUGAUCAACAAUGGCUACCAAAGCGGAAGCCAUGGGAGGAGCAAAACCUCAAGAUUCCAAAUCUACAGAUCCAUUAUUCAACAAAUCAACCUUCAACUUCUCUUUCAGCUCCCUAAAAUUGAAAACCAAACAACAAGAAUUUCUUAUUAGGGUUACCAUCCUCUCCCUCGUUUACAUCCUCGCUUUCAGCACUCGUCUUUUCAGUGUUCUUCGUUAUGAGAGUAUGAUCCAUGAAUUUGAUCCUUAUUUCAAUUAUCGCACUACCCUUUUCCUCACUGAAAAAGGGUUUUACGAAUUUUGGAAUUGGUUUGAUUCAGAAAGUUGGUAUCCUUUAGGAAGAAUCAUUGGGGGUACUCUUUACCCAGGUCUUAUGGUAACUGCUGCAUUGAUCUAUUGGGGUCUUAGAUUUCUUAGAUUUGCAGUUCAUAUUCGUGAGGUUUGUGUUUUAACUGCUCCUUUUUUCGCUUCGAAUACUACAUUAGUUGCUUAUUUCUUCGGUAAAGAGAUCUGGGAUACUGGAGCUGGUCUUGUUGCCGCAGCAUUGAUAGCUAUUUGUCCUGGUUAUAUAUCUAGAUCAGUUGCUGGGUCUUAUGAUAAUGAAGGGGUUGCCAUUUUUGCUUUGUUGCUUACAUUUUAUCUGUUUGUUAAGGCUGUUAAUACCGGUUCGCUUGCUUGGGCUUUGGCCUCAGCUUUUGGGUACUUUUAUAUGGUUUCAGCUUGGGGAGGUUAUGUUUUUAUCAUCAAUUUGAUCCCAUUGUAUGUGCUUGUGCUUUUGGUAACCGGGCGGUAUUCAAUGAGGCUUUAUGUUGCUUAUAAUUGUAUGUAUGUGGUGGGAAUGUUGCUGGCUAUGCAAAUUCGAUUUGUUGGGUUUCAACAUGUGCAAUCUGGUGAACAUAUGGCGGCUAUGGGAGUGUUUUUCUUGAUACAGGUGUUUUACUUUUUGGAUUGGGUGAAGCACCUUUUAAGUGAUACAAAGCUGUUCCAGAUGUUUUUGAGGAUAACGGUUACCUCAGCAAUUAGUUUGGGCGUUGUUGUAUUGGGAGUGGGCAGUGCAUCAGGCUAUAUCUCCCCAUGGACAGGACGAUUUUACUCUCUCUUGGAUCCAACUUACGCUAAAGAUCAUAUCCCGAUAAUUGCUUCUGUCUCUGAGCAUCAACCUACAGCUUGGUCAUCAUUUAUGUUUGAUUUCCAUAUUCUGCUUUUCCUUUUCCCAGCAGGUCUAUAUUUUUGCUUCAAGAGGUUGUCAGAUGCCACCAUAUUUAUUGUUAUGUACGGCUUGACCAGCAUGUAUUUUGCUGGUGUUAUGGUUCGUUUGAUCCUAGUUGCCACCCCUGCAGUUUGCCUUAUAAGUGCUAUUGCUGUUUCUGCAACUAUUAAGAAUUUGACUUUAUUGUUGAGGUCAAAAAGCAAGGUCCACUCUGGCUCUGUUAAAGGAAGUGCUAGUGGCAAGGCUUCCUCAAAGGCUUCUGUUGAUCAGUCAUUACCUUCUCAAAGGAAUGUCGCUAUUGGAUUGCUUCUUGGUGCAUUCUACUUGCUCAGCAGAUAUGUUAUCCACUGUACGUGGGUUACAUCCGAGGCUUAUUCAUCCCCAUCAAUAGUUUUAGCUGCGAGGGGUGCACAUGGGAACCGAGUUAUCUUUGAUGAUUACCGUGAGGCGUACUACUGGCUCCGACAAAAUACUCCUGCUGAUGCAAAAGUGAUGUCAUGGUGGGACUAUGGUUACCAGAUCACAGCCAUGGGAAACAGGACAGUCAUUGUAGAUAAUAACACCUGGAACAACACACACAUUGCUACAGUUGGACGAGCAAUGUCAUCUUAUGAAGAUGAAGCAUACGAAAUUAUGCAGUCACUUGAUGUGGAUUACGUAUUAGUCGUAUUUGGCGGUGUAACUGGCUAUUCCUCUGAUGAUAUUAACAAAUUUUUGUGGAUGGUAAGAAUUGGUGGUGGAGUUUUCCCUGUCAUCAAAGAGCCUGAUUAUCUUGUCAACGGAGAGUACCGUGUUGACAAAGGCGCAGCUCCUAAGAUGUUAAAUUGUCUCAUGUACAAAUUAUGCUACUACCGGUUUGGAGAGCUGCGCACAGAAUAUGGCAAGCCUACUGGAUAUGAUCGUGCUAGAGGUGUAGAAAUCGGAAACAAGGAUGUGAAACUCGAGUAUUUGGAAGAAGCAUUUACAACAUCAAAUUGGAUAGUUCGGAUAUACAAAGUCAAACCACCUAAAAAUAGGUGGUAAGUUUCAUCAACAGAAGAAAUAACCUUGUGUUGAACAAGGGAGAUAGAUGUUAUGAUAAGUUAAGAAUUAUUUUUGUGACUUUGGAAUUUUGAUGAUGAGGUAGGAACAGCUUUGUUUUGCUUAGUCUAGUUUUGCUACAAUGACAGGUUUUUGGUUAGGUAUUUUUGAUAAAAAAAAACUAUGGUACCCUACUCGGCUCGCUUGCAUUUGCAAUAUGGCUUUUGUGAUCAUCUUUUAAACCCCAUUAAUGAUCGUCAUAGUCUCACUGGAUGAUAAUUUAAUAUUCA